AUGUCGACCUUUUCGAAUAUCUCGUCACUUGGCCUUGAGGCAUGCUACCGGCAUCAUGUUGGCACUUCUCCCAAUGCUACUGCGGUAGUGGAUGGAGACCAAUCCAUGACAUAUCGAGAGCUCGACACCCGUAUCAAUCAUCUGGCCUCAAUUCUAGCUCGGGAGAACAUUGAAAAUGAGGAGCCAAUUGGUAUUCUCGUGCCGAUGGGCAUUGCACAUGUCGUAGCCCAAGCGGCUGUGCUGCGCUUGGGAGGAUCUUGUGUACCCAUGGAUCUGUCAUUCCCCGACCAGCGCAUUAAUGACCUUCUACGUGCGUUGAAAACACGCAUUGUCCUCACUGUUCAGAGCGAGAAGGCUCGCUUUGCGGAGUUUCAGACCAUACUGGUGGAUUCCAGGUACGCCAACGUGCACCAAAAUGGAUACCAUGAUGACAGGGUCGCUGCUAUCGACACCGGUUGCGAUCACCGGACUCAUAUCCUGCACACGUCAGGGACAACAGGCCUGCCCAAACCGGUGGAGAUCAUGUCGAAGGGGAUCACGCGAAUGGCCUUCAACACGCAGUGUGUUGAGUUCAAAAGCACGGAUCGCGUCGCUCAAAUUUCCGCGCCCAGUUUUGAUGCCGCCCUGUUUGAGAUAUGGACCACUCUUGCUCGAGGGGCCGCAAUUGUUCUUCUUCCAAAGAACGUCGUGAUCGACCCUGUCGCCCUCCAUGACAGCAUACGCAAAUACCGCAUCACCUCCAUCUUGGUCACCACUGCACUGUUGAACCAUGUUGUGUCCGCUAUUCCUAAUGCGUUUGAGGACCUGGAUUAUGUGCUCACUGGCGGUGAGGCAGCGAAUCCCAGUGUCAUGCAAGUGAUAUUGGAGAAUGGUCCCCCGAAGAAGCUUGUCCACGCCUACGGUCCAACCGAGUGCACGAUUAUCACAACGUACCACCUCACGACUUUGGAGGAGGUUCGCCGGGGCCAGACGCCUAUCGGGAAGCCAUUGGACAAUACCACUGUAUACAUCCUCGAUGAUAACCUCCAACCUGUCAAGCCAGGCAUUGUCGGUGAACUCUAUAUCGGUGGUGAUGCAGUUGCCCGCGGUUACCUGGGGCGCCCAGAGGCAAAUGCCAAGAGCUUCGUAGCAGUAUCCCAUUUAUCGAAGGACGGCUCACACGUUCGCCUCUACCGAUCAGGGGAUCUAGUUCGCAUGCUUGACACCGGCGCCAUCGAGUUUGUGGCUCGUGCGGACAACAUGGUGAAGAUCCGUGGAUUCCGCAUCGAACCAGCGGAGAUCGAGGGGGCACUCCUGAAGAGCGAGAUGGUCCAGGGUGCACUUGUGUUACCCGUCCAUCGUCCAGGAAAAGAGACAUAUAUUGUGGCCUUUGUCAUUCCCAAGAAUCAUGGUGAAUUUUCUCUAGAGCAGCUGGACGAGUAUCUGCGGCGGCGGCUACCAGCAUACAUGAUGCCUCGGUUGGAGGCUGUCACAUCCCUACCCUUGACGGUCCAUGGCAAGAUCGACCGUGUGGCGGUCAUGAACAAGCACAUGGAAGAAACGAAGAAGGCCGAGCAGCAGGUUCUUAUAUCCUCCAACGCCAAAGAUGCCGGAGACAGUUUAAGAUGGUUGCGCACACUGUGGACAUCCGUGCUCGGCAUUAGCAAUAUUGACAACGAUAGCAAUUUCUUUCAUCUGGGAGGGAGCUCACUUCAGGCCGCCGCGUUGCUGGUCCACGUGCGUCGGCGCUUCGGCCUGACGUUGACUAUGCAGCAAAUCUACGACUGUCCCACCCUUCUUGGCCUCGCCAGCGUGAUUGAUGCUGGUCAUGCUAGAAGCAAAGUGGACCACUCCCGGCUCGGCAUCUUCAUCGCCGACUCUCAGUUAGCGAAGGACAUCCCUGUUCUGUCCAAAGACGCUCCGGAUUGGCGAAGCCCCUCGGAAGGUAGGGUGUUCUUGACCGGAGCAACCGGGUUCCUUGGAACGUAUCUCCUGCGUGAGUUGAUCGACCGCCCGGAUGUCAAAAGCGUCCAGUGCCUGGUUCGUGCUUCGGACGCGCAUUCUGCCCGGACACGACUUCUCGGAGCCCUGGACAAAUACGGGCUGGGAUGGGGGCACAAUCUGGAUAAGGUAACAGCUAUUGCAGGAGACCUGGGCAAGGAUUUGUUCGGACUGUCCGAAACUGAAUUCCAUGAAUUAGCCCUUUGGAGUAGCGUGAUCUUCCACAUCGGCGCACAUGUGAACUACGUCCAGCCGUACGAGAAGCAUCGUAACACUAAUGUUUAUGGAACUUUGAGCUGCAUCAAGCUUGCGACGACUGGACGCACCAAGGCUCUUCAUUAUACAUCGACAGCCGCCGUCACAGGACCAGUGUCGCACUUCACAGGUGCAAACAACAUCCUAGAGGACGUCGACCUCGGUGAGUUCCAGGGUUGGCUGCCCUAUGAUAUCGGCUACACACAGAGCAAGUGGGUCUCGGAGCAAUUGAUUCACUCCAUGAUCGCCAAGGGCCUGCCGGCGAUUGUAUUCCGGCCGGGCUUUAUCAUGGGGGACAGUGUUCGCGGCAAGGGGAACUGUGAUGACUUCAUGUGCCGGGUGUUUAUCGGCUCUAUCAAGUUGGGGUGUCGUCCCAUUCUCCCGAACCAAAGCAAGAUCAUGAUUCCUGUUGAUUUUAUCACGACGGCGCUCCUGCAUAUCACCUCGAACCCCAACAACUUCGGGCGGACUUUUCACCUGGUGCCACAAACGCCCGAGGAGGACACGGACAUUGAAACCUCGUGGGACAUGCUGAAGGACCUAGGGUAUGACCUGAAGCCGGUGGAGUACAAAGAUUGGUUGGAGAUCCUAUCGAAGGACAAGGACCUGCUUACCAAUCCAUUGUUGCCUAUGUUACCGGUGCUGCAGGAGCCAGUGCGGAAGCAUCUGACGCGAUGGGAGCUUUACGAAGACAUGGCCACUUACGAUGUGACAAAUACCAGACAGGCGCUAGCGGAUUGUGGAAAACUAAAAUCUGGCAUUGGGCUGGACGAUCUACGUCGACAUGCUGAGGACUGGGUCGCUCGUGGACUGGUGCCUUCAAGGAAAUAG
Molecule: messenger RNA, 3066 nt
Organism: Aspergillus pseudotamarii
Lineage: Eukaryota; Fungi; Ascomycota; Eurotiomycetes; Eurotiales; Aspergillaceae
Exons: 1
Coding region: 1-3066 (1021 amino acids)
Molecular function (GO): phosphopantetheine binding
Source: RefSeq, a predicted model, not a curated record